Boeremia exigua is the source of this 1433-nucleotide messenger RNA. Its product is annotated as glycosyl hydrolase-like protein family 88. Lineage: Eukaryota; Fungi; Ascomycota; Dothideomycetes; Pleosporales; Didymellaceae. The transcript has a single exon. The coding region runs from base 134 to 1306 and encodes 390 amino acids. The record is from RefSeq and is a predicted model, not a curated record. Gene Ontology annotation, biological process: carbohydrate metabolic process.
UCCCGGACCAGAACUCGUGGAGUAUAUAAACCACAUCUGUGACCCUGUCCUAUAUCCAUCAAGCCUCGAGUCUCUUUCAAGGUCUUGUUCUGCACUUUCCAAAGACCCCGGUCUACUUGCCACUCAUUUCAACAUGCGUUUCACCGAUCUCAGUCUCGCCGCGCUCUCGUGCGCAGGCACCACCCUCGCCGCAUCCAACGAGACCAGGUUCGGUCAGUGGAUGGCCACGUCGUUCAUCUCUAAGAAGACGCCAAUCCGCCACACCUACGUCCCCGCCGUUACCCUUGAGGGCAUCCAGCAGGUCGCCUCCGCCAACAACAAUGCCGAGCUCCUCGAGUACGCCCGUAGCUCCGUCUCCUCGCUCGUCUCCGCCAACGGCACCGUCACAAACUACAACGACACCUACUACACCCUCGACGACAUCCGCAUGGGCAACAACGUCCUGUACUGGUGGAACGCAGGCGGCCGCAACGAGUCCCGCUACGAAAUCGCCGCCCACAGGUACCGUGCCCAGCUGAAUCGCUGGCCCCGUACCCCCACCGGUGGCUUCUGGCACCGCGCCCCCACCUACGCCGACCAGAUGUGGCUCGACGGCAUCUACAUGGCCGACACCUUCUACGCCACCUACACCUCCUACUUCGACAACGACAACGUCACCGCCUGGGAGGACAUCGAGCUCCAGUUCGACCUGAUCGAGGAGCACACCCGCAACCACACCACCAACCUGCUAUACCACGGCUACGACGAAGCCAAGAAGGCCGUGUGGGCGGACCCGGAGACCGGCGCGUCGCCCUUCGUCUGGGACCGCGCGGUGGGCUGGUACUUCGUGGCGCUCGUCGAGGUGCUGCAGGUGUACCCCAAGACACUGCCCGGCUACGCCAAGCUGGCAACCUACCUCACCACGCUGGCCGAGGGCAUCAAGAACGUCCAGGACGUCGACGGCGGCUGGUGGCUCCUGAUGGACCCGGAGCUCGCGGGCAAAGAGGGCAACUACAUCGAGUCCAGCGCGACUGCGCUGUUCACGUACACGUACUUCAAGGGCGUGCGCACGGGGCUGCUGGACCCGGCGUACCUGGCGGUCGCGAACAAGGCGUACGGGCUGAUGAUCGACGACUUCAUUGUCUACGAGAAGAACGGCACGCUGUCGUGGAACGGCACCGUCGAGGUCGGCAGCUUGAAGGGCGAUGCGUCGUAUGAGUACUACACCACUGUGCCGCUGAGCUUGAACGACGGCAAGGGCGCCGGGCCGUUCAUGUACGCGGCCGCCGAGUACGAUUUGUCGCAGAAGAACGGCACUGCUCAUUAGAUGUUGUUGGGGUUGUAGACUGUACAUAGACUUGAGCGAUUAGAGGCGCCGUAGACACCUUGUAUAUACCACCUGUACUACGAUAAUCUUAAUCCACUGCAAGGCCAGCUCUGGGAACGCACUCUCA